UCAUAAACUUUCAGUAGAUCUCCAUUUUUCACACGUUGCAUUCUAACUUCCCAAUUAAGGAUUGACUUCCAACACACCGGAGAAACCCAACAAUGGCCGGAAACUGGCUACUCCCGGCGGAAACCACCACCAGCGGCCGCCCAGUCCUCCGUCCAGGCGAAGUCGAAUCAUCUCUACAACCCUCAGUCGACCUACUCAACGAAGAAAACCCCAAUCUCCCACCCCUCAAAUCCGGUCUCCUCGUCCUCACCACCCACCGUCUCCUCUGGCUCCCCAACCCCGAAUCCACCACAUCUCCGGCAGCCUCCGCCGCCGCCGCCGUCCCACUCGCCGCCGUCGUUCAAAUCCUCCACUCCAAGAAGUCAAUCAAAGGCAUGUUCGCCAGCCCUAGGGUUAGGUUUCAGGUCUCAAUCACACCUGAAUAUAAAGUGCAAGAAAAAGGUUCUAAAUUUACAACAAUUACUUUGGUUUUUCGCGGGAAAUCGGAUCCGGAUUCGUUUGUGGGCAAGUUUUGGGAGGCCUGGAGGGGGAGAGCUUGGGAAGGUGCAGUUUCGGGUUCGGAUUCUGGUCCGGGUCGGGUUGAGUUGGGGGAUGGGGGUGGGUCGAGUAGUAGCGAUACGGGGUUGGCGUUGAAAAUGCCGGUUGUUGGGCUUUCGGGUAUUUUGAGGAAGGAGCAGGAGAUGUGGGAGAGUACUGAUAAGAGUUUGCAGGAUGCAUUUCAGGAUUUGAAUGCUUUGAUGAAUAAAGCUAAAGAAAUGGUGGCAUUAGCUGAAAAAAUGAGGCAAAAACUUCUGUCUGGAUCGACUUCUCAAGCCAAUGCGGCAAAUGAUGAAGAAAUGGGGUCCAAAGAAGAGAUGCAAGAUUGGUUGUUAAGCGUCGGUAUUGUCUCCCCUGUCACUAAAGAAUCAGCUGGCGCAUUAUACCACCAAGAGUUGUCUCGUCAGUUGGCGGAUUUCGUGAAAAUUCCUUUAGAAAGAGCUGGUGGGAUAAUGAAUCUGAUAGAUAUAUACUGUCUCUUUAAUCGGGCCCGAGGAACAGAAUUAAUUUCGCCUGAUGAUUUGUUGCGGGCGUGUUCACUAUGGGAGAAGUUUAAUGUCCCAGUAAUGCUUAAGAAGUUUGAAAGCGGUGUUAUGGUCAUACAAAACAAGUCUCAUAGUGACGAAGAGGUGUUUUCUAGGAUCAAAUCAUUAGUACAAAAGCCUGAUGCGCUAAAAACGGGGAUUAGUGCCACUGAUGCCGCACGAACACUUGGAAUUGCUCCAGCUAUGGCGAAAGAGCAUCUGCUUGCCGCUGAGAGCAAAGGUUUUCUAUGUAGAGAUGUUAGCCCGGAUGGUUUUCGUUUCUAUAUCAACAUAUUUCAUGACAUUGAUCCUAAUGAUGCAUACUUAGUGAAAGAAUAUGGAAUUUAUGACGCAUGGAUUCGUGCCGCAAUUGCUUCGAGGUAAGAAGGAGACUGUAUGUUACAACAGUUGUUGUAAAUUCAAAGAAGAUAUGGAAGAACACCUUGCAUAUGGUCCAAGGAGGAGAAUAUGUAUUUGAUGAUUUCUCCUGAUUUUAUUUCAAUUUUAAAUAUUCAUGUUAAGAAAAGGAACAUGAAUAUUUAACGAGUCGAGUGAGCACAUAAACUAAUAAAUUUGUACACAGCUCGAGUCUCUUUCGAGUUACUUAGACGGUUGUGGUUUUGGAUAAAAGACAAGACAGUUGAUUUGUUUUAUGUAAAUUGAUUAUUUGUUCUCACCCUUUUGAUAGAGAUGGGGGUUGGUCUUAUUUAUGGAUGGUAAUUCUUGA
This is a messenger RNA of Helianthus annuus (common sunflower), 1788 nucleotides long. Its product is annotated as vacuolar protein sorting-associated protein 36. Gene Ontology annotation, molecular function: phosphatidylinositol-3-phosphate binding; ubiquitin binding. The record is from RefSeq and is a predicted model, not a curated record. Bases 93 to 1445 code for a protein of 450 amino acids. Gene Ontology annotation, cellular component: late endosome membrane; ESCRT II complex. Gene Ontology annotation, biological process: protein transport to vacuole involved in ubiquitin-dependent protein catabolic process via the multivesicular body sorting pathway. The transcript is spliced from 8 exons. Lineage: Eukaryota; Viridiplantae; Streptophyta; Magnoliopsida; Asterales; Asteraceae.